AUGAGACGACUGAAUGAGAGACAGAUGAGAUGGGCAGAUCUAUUGAGCCGAUACAACUUCACACUUCAUUACCGACCAGGGAAGCUUGCAGGGCGCCCUGAUGCACUGUCUCGACGAGAGCAGGAUGUUCCUGUAUUGGGUGAUGAACGGCUAAAGCAUCGCGAACAACGACUAUUCGAUCCUGAGAUCCUCAAGGACGGACCAGUGGAAGGAAGCAGCAAAAGAGGACUAGUUGAAGAACCCCAUCCUAUUAAUGUGUCCCGGAUCCUUCUAGCACCAGUCGGCAUGGAGCCCUAUAACAGUGAGCCAAGCGCACCUCAAGGAUAUGAACAGGCGAACGAACCUACCAAUCUCAAUAGUGAGCGACCAUCGUUGGAAGAGCUACUGGAUAUGACUCUUGAUGAACAUUGGGCUCGGGUAGAGCCACUAGAUGAAAAGUAUGGUCGUAUACGAGAAGCAGUGCAAGUAGGAGCACAUCAAUUCCCACGUGAACUGGGGAUCAAAGCCUCAAUCUCAGAAUGCUCUAUUGAACCGAACAACCGCUUGUGCUACCGAGGCCGGCGAUGGGUCCCUGACAUUGAAUCUCUGAGGACAAGGUUGCUACAAGAAACACAUGACUCAGUACUUACAGGCCAUCCAGGGAGGAGCGCAAUGUAUGCUAUCCUGGCACGAAGGGUCUACUGGCCUGCAAUCUCUGAGGAUGUCAGACGAUUUGUACGGAACUGUGACAAAUGCAGUGCCAACAAUGUAUGGAGAGACCGCCGACAAGGCCUACUGAAGCCUCUACCAAUUCCAGACCGAAAAUGGAGAUAUAUUGCAAUUGACUUCAUCGAGAAGUUACCAAUCUCAAAUGGUUAUGAAAACAUCAUGGUUAUUGUCGAUCGCCUUGGAAAAGGUGUCAUCCCCAUACCCUGUGAGAAGAUCGACACCUACACAGUAGCACAGAAGCUUAUUCAGAGUUUCAUUGGCUAUCAUGGCAUUCCAGCCAGUAUUGUAUCAGACAGAGGAAGACAAUUCACCAAUGAGAUGUGGAAGCGUUUUUGUGAGCUACUGGGGAUCAAACGACAAUUAUCAACUGCCUACCACGCUGAAACCGAUGGCCAAACUGAGCGAAUGAAUGCUACUAUUGAACUAUUCUUGCGCUCAUUCUGUGAUCACACACAAUCGAACUGGGCGUCAUUGCUACCAAUGGCACAGCUUGCAAUAUGCAGCCGGGAUGCUGCCUCCACAGGUGUCAGUCCAUUCUUCCUUGACCACGGCUACCACGUCGAUCCCUUUCAGUUAGAAGAGGAUGUUGAAAUCAACCUUUCAGCACCAGACCUGGGCACCAUGCGUGAACGAGGUGAACGAAUUGCAGCCAAGCUAAGGGGAGCUCUUGACAUCGCCACAACAGAACUGGCUGUCGCCCAACAGAAACAAGAAGACUAUGCCAAUCGUCAAAGAGAUGUCGCCCCUGAAUACCAGGUUGGGCAGAAAGUCUGGCUUGACCUGCGCAAUAUACAAACAGAACGCCCUAGCAAGAAACUGGGAAGCAGGCAGGCAAAAUUUACUGUGUUGGAAAAGAUUGGAUCCCACGCCUACCGCCUCAACACACCAGGCACAAUCCACAACGUGUUUCAUACAGCGCUCCUCCGCCCAGCGGCAAUGGAUCCCUUCCCUAGCCAACGGAAAGAUGACUACCAACCUCCUGCAGAAAUGAUCAAUGGGAAUGAAGAAUAUAUGGUCGAACGAAUACUAGAUGAGCGUUUUCGACGGUGGGGACGAGGCGAAAGACAUGAGUUUUUAGUCAAAUACAUUGGCUGGCAGGAACCGGAAUGGAACGAUGCGAGGAACAUGGAGGAUACCAUAGCAUUGGAUGACUGGGAAACCUACAAAACGAUGAAUGGGAUUGUUGUCCAAUCGGCCUUGAGUAUACCAAAUGAGCCACCCCACGCCGGGGGGCGAUCGCGGAGGCGACGAGGAAGGGGGGUAAUGUAA
Messenger RNA from Aspergillus chevalieri, 1977 nucleotides. RefSeq lists its product as uncharacterized. Gene Ontology annotation, molecular function: nucleic acid binding. Gene Ontology annotation, biological process: DNA integration. The record is from RefSeq and is a predicted model, not a curated record. NCBI's taxonomy places the organism in Eukaryota, Fungi, Ascomycota, Eurotiomycetes, Eurotiales, Aspergillaceae. Bases 1 to 1977 code for a protein of 658 amino acids. The transcript has a single exon.